Messenger RNA from Fonsecaea erecta, 1959 nucleotides. RefSeq lists its product as hypothetical. The transcript has 2 exons. The record is from RefSeq and is a predicted model, not a curated record. Bases 1 to 1959 code for a protein of 652 amino acids. NCBI's taxonomy places the organism in Eukaryota, Fungi, Ascomycota, Eurotiomycetes, Chaetothyriales, Herpotrichiellaceae.
AUGUCCCAGUCCAAUACCCUCCCAAUCCACACUGCGCCGUCGCAGACGGCAUUCCGUACCCCAUCUCCUCCAGGCCGUCCAGGAAGCCCCAAUACGAAUGCAAGCCCCGGCCAAGGAGUAAUCAAUAGACGAAGUCCAUACCAGCUGGAUCCGGCUCAGGCAGAAAGCGACCGUGGCUACGAUGGAAUCAUCACCGCCCUAGAACAGGUCACUUCAAGCACAACCCUAACAGUCAAGUUCGAGGGGGCUUUUCACAAGGAUAAAUUAGGCGCUCCCGUCAUUAAGGGGCAGACUAUGUCUUUUAGUAAAGCUAACGCCGAGAUUGUGAUGAAAAGCGUGCUUGAAACGCGCAGACUCAUUGCACGAAUCAUCAAGAUUGCAAACAAGUUCGAUCCCAGUGGACCUGAGCUCGAAAAGGUUCGCUCGAUUGAUGAAUACCUUCGAUGCACGAUAAAUCUACAUCACAUGCUGUCAGAAGAAGCGCUCAAGAUGACAAGAUGCCUCCAGGAGGUAAAGGAUCACCGACAAAAAAUGGACAAUAAACAAUUAGCUGAUGUUCGGGAACAUGUUCGGUCCAGUAUGCGACUAGGGAUGACGCCAAUGGCGAGCUCAUCCUUCCUACCCAUGGUCAACACCAGCGGAGGGUAUUUCCGGUUGCUUGACGGCCAUUUCAAACAUCACGUAAGGCUGAUGCAGCAUGCACAAAUAUGGCGAAACGAGGUCGUCAAUGCUGCCAAAGACGGUACGCCUAUGAACACAAUGUUAAAUCUAUUCACCUUGAAGACGGCAGCAAACUGCCUGGGAUUGACUGGGAUCGGGAACACGUUCGAGAAGAGAAAGCAACUCCGAAAGCAGGCAAUCAAGUAUUACGACAUUCGAACAAGGCUCGGCGGUGAUGACAACGAACACGCACCAGAUCAGCGCUCCAGUGUUGAAGGGUUGACCAUCACCGACCCGGACAACUUGGCAAGCCAAGGGGAGGGGCCACCAGAUGAGGCGUUUUGGUGCCCAAUUCUCAAACGCUACUUCGAGCCAUGUUGGAUCAGAACAGCACACAUCAUCCCAGCAAAAACGCCGGAGAUGAUCCUCAUACGGACCUUCGGAGAAGUAAACGCUGCAGGUCUUUUGAAUUCGAACCGCAACCUACUAUGUAUCCAUAAACGUCUCGAAAUAGCGUUUGAUAAGGGCCAAAUUACCAUUGUUCCAGUGGCACCACGAUCCUCACAUUCAGAGGGGCCAACCGAGUUCCGAGUCUUCUUCAUUGACCGCUCGCUGGUCUACUCACAUUCAAUUGCUCUUACUAUUGUCGCUACGAGAGAGAACAUUUACUGGUCUGAUAUCGCAAAAGACCCGGUGUUACAGUUCAAGAACGACAAUCGACCAGGCCAACGGAAUCUAUUUUGGCAUUUCAUCACCAGUUUGACCAAGGCAAAGAAGGGAAGCUUUGUUGGUCUUGCCGAUGCCCUGGAGGAGAUUGAUAGAAAAGAGGUAUGGCAUCUACCUCAGCCAGCGCCCUGGAUCGAGAAGGGAAUCUUGAAAAGUAUGGCCGAGCAAUACCUCAUGCCGCAAAUCUUCAUUGAGUCCGCGACGUUCAAGACAAACGCAAAGAAGCUCCACAAGAUGGAGGACGAUUUGGCAGGCCUUGCUGUAUUCAAGCUUUCAUCGCCUAAAAUCAGGUCGAUCUUCGGGGAUGAGUACGACGCUGAUGAUGUGGCGGAAGGAAUGCCCCCUAACUUCGGCGUGGACGAGUACUACUCGCCUCAGAAUUUGCUUCCGUUGGCUGAAAAUCCUCUCCCAACACAUUGGGAGCGUGAUGGUUCUCCCACGCCAGGGGCUCGUCUGGCUGACACGAUCAAAAGAAGGGCCUCAGAUGCUCUCUCGACCACGGCACGGAUGGCCUCAAAAUCAUAUGGUAGAGUCGUCAGUCUCUCUCUGCGUCCUCGCAAGAAACGAGGCUAG